Messenger RNA from Notechis scutatus (mainland tiger snake), 477 nucleotides. The record is from RefSeq and is a predicted model, not a curated record. NCBI's taxonomy places the organism in Eukaryota, Metazoa, Chordata, Lepidosauria, Squamata, Elapidae.
GAAUGUGCUGGCGAGCCCCUCUUUUCCCUCUUCUGCGCCAUCAAGCAGCAAAUGGAGAAAGGUCCCAUUGACGCCAUCACGGGAGAAGCCCGCUAUUCCUUGAGUGAAGACAAACUCAUCCGGCAACAGAUCGACUACAAGACCCUGGUCCUGAGUUGCGUGAACCCUGAUAAUGUCAACACCCCUGAGAUUCCAGUGAAGAUCUUGAACUGUGACACCAUCACCCAAGUGAAGGAGAAGUUCCUUGAUGCCAUCUUCAAGAACGUGCCUUGUUCUCAUCGGCCCAAAGCUGCAGAUAUGGAUCUUGAAUGGCGGCAGACUAACGGGAUCAGAAUGAUCCUUCAGGAUGAAGAUCUGACCACCAAGAUUGAGAACGACUGGAAGAGGCUGAAUACCCUUGCCCAUUAUCAGGUGUGUAAAUCAGCUUUGGUUUUGUUGGAAGAAAAAUCCAUCUGGUUCAGUGCCCAGCUGGCAUAA